Cuscuta campestris is the source of this 2280-nucleotide messenger RNA. Lineage: Eukaryota; Viridiplantae; Streptophyta; Magnoliopsida; Solanales; Convolvulaceae. The record is from the annotation of a GenBank genome assembly.
CUAACCACCUUAGAAUUUUCUCAGAAUUUCAUACUAAUACAGAUAUUGAUGGCCCGAGCGUCUGGAGAACUAGGAUUAAGGUAGUCGGGUAGUUAUUUGGACUUAGUGGUAGUUUAUCCACUUGUUGUGUGCUUUGGUUGUCAUGUAGGUUUGGGCUCUGUGCUUGGUGUGUUUUUGUUCCGUUUAAUUAGUUUGUUCUAGGCCUCUAUGUGCUUUUUGCUAUCUCUGCUAUAUGCCUUCUUCUUGAAAUUGAACUCCAACCUUCUUGGAGGCGCCAUACCCACUGAGCUUGGCCACUGUCUCUCCCUCUCCACAUUAAAUCUGGGUAACAAUGAACUCAACGGCUCAAUCGUUGAGGGAAUUCCCAAUUUGCCCCAACUCCAGUGCUUGGUUCUCUCCCACAACCGUCUCACGGGGCACAUUCCUUCCAAUGAGAAUCCCAAGUAUUUUCGCCAAGACACAAUCUCAGAUUCAACCUAUGUUCACCACCGUGGAGUGUUUGAUCUUUCGUUUAAUCAGCUAUCUGGGGAAAUCCCAGAAGAGCUGGGGAGUUGCUUGGUGAUAGUGGAUCUUCUGCUUAGCAAAAACCGGUUCUCUGGGCUGAUUCCUAAGUCUCUUUCACAGUUACCUAACCUCACAACACUAGACAUGUCUGAGAAUGAGCUUAGAGGUGAGAUUCCAAUGGAGUUUCGUCAUGCUCUAAGUCUGCAGGGGUUAUAUCUGGGCAACAAUUGUCUCGCCGGAGCAAUGCCGGAAAGCUUAGGACUCUUGGUUGGUUUGGUGAAGUUGAACCUGACCGGGAAUAAGCUCUCCGGCCAAAUCCCAUCCAGUUUUGGGAAUCUCCAUUUUCUCACUCACUUGGACUUUAGCUCCAACCUUCUUGAAGGUCAUCUUCCCCAAUCGCUCACAAACAUGGUGAAUAUUGUUGGCUUUUACGCCCAGCAAAACAGACUCUCCGGGCACUUAGAUGAGCUUUUCACGGCUUCUACAGUUUGGAGAAUUGAGAUUCUGAAUUUAAGCAGUAACAGCUUUUCCGGCGUCCUGCCGCCGUCUCUUGGCAACAUGUCCUACCUCACGUGCUUGGAUCUUCACGAGAAUGGUUUCGCCGGAGGGAUUCCCGGCGAGAUUGGGAAUCUAACCCAGCUUGAGUAUUUGGAUUUGUCCAGGAACAGACUCUCUAGUCGGAUCCCCGACCCAAUUUGCCAUCUCCCCAACUUGAAAUAUUUCAAUUUCGCGGAGAACGAUCUCGCUGAUCCCGUCCCUGGAAUCGGAACCUGCCAGAAUCUCUCCCGUGUUUCUGCCGGCGGGUCCAGGAAUUUGAUAUUAUCAGCGGUCAUGGCCGGAACUCUAACAGUCACAGUUUUGGCAGUGUUUCUGCUGAGGAGGAAGAAAUGGAAUCCCAAAAAUGGAGGUGGAGGAAGAAGAAGAAGAGGCUUUGACGAUGAUGGCGACGAUGAUCCCGAGAAACCCAGCGGCGGCGACGGCUCAGCCAUCGAUCGACGCCUAUACUUCCAGACAAACGCCAAAUCGAAAGAGCCACCAAGCAUUAACAUCGCCAUGUUCGAGCAAUCUCUCCUGAAGAUCACGCUGGUCAACAUCCUCGAGGCGACCGACAACUUCUGCAGAACAAACAUCAUCGGCGACGGAGGGUUCAGAACCGUGUACAGGGCCACGCUCUCCGAUGGGAAGACCGUCGCCGUCAAGAAGCUGAGCCACGGCAAAACCCAGGGGACCCGCGAGUUCCUGGCGGAGAUGGAAACCGUGGGGAAGAAGUCUCGCCCCCAGUCUCUUCAAUUCCUGGAUCCGCCACUGAGCGCGUGCGAGACGCACGUGAGCACGGACAUCGCCGGCACGUUCGGGUACAUCCCGCCGGAGUACGGGCAGACGGGGAGGUCGACGACGAGGGGUGACAUGUACAGCUUCGGGGUGAUCCUGCUGGAGCUGGUGAGCAGUAGGGAGCCCACCGGGCCGGAGUUCAAGGACGGCGAAGGGGGGAAUCUGGUGGGCUGGGCCUCGAAGAAGAUGAAGAAGGGCCAGGCCGUGGAUGUUCUUGACCUGGAGAUUCUGGACGCCGACUCGAAGCCCAUGAUGCUCCAGACACUGCAGAUCGCGAGUUUAUGCCUCUCCGACAAUCCGGCAAGCCGGCCGACGAUGCUUCAGGUGGUCAAGCUGUUGAAGGGAAUCAGAGAUGAUUAGUUCGUGCUUAACUCAAUUUAUGUAUUUUUAUAUUAAGCUAACUGUUGUUGCUAUUAUUGUUUUAAUUAAAAAUCCCACUGUGUU